CUGCACAUAUCCUGUUUCUUACAGAUUCCUAAAUUAGAUCGGUGGAGGCAUGAGCUAGGCUCACUGAUAGCGUCAGGUGCCUUCGAUAGCAAUCGCAAUAUUCUGUUCCUGGCACAGCUGCUCAACGGCGACCAAAAGAAUUUGGAACGUGCCGCGGCUGUUGUUGUUACGGAAUGGUGGCAUCUGAUGCCUUUUUACACUUUUGUGAAGGAUCCUACUGCUGCAUACAACGAAUUGGGUCCCAUUGCUUUGGAGUGCCGGAACUUACUGAAGGAUGGUGAAGAUCGUGGAGAUGGAGAGUUUGAUCCUUUUCUUUCAAUUUUGUGCAUGAAGGAUGUCUCCGUGUUGCAGAAUUUGAUAUCUAAUCCCUGGCUGUCUGUCCAUCUUAUUGAGUUGUUAUUGCAUACGGACUCAGAGUACGCCAACCUGCCGGCGCUGGUCGAAAUCAGAGACUUUCUCCUAAUGGAGUACGGUUCCGGUCUGAUUCAAAAUAGUUGCUUGUGGGAGGUCGGUGCUGAUUACUUGUUGCACUGCGGUUCAGAAGGGAGACUGCGUUUGGAAAGCCACAUUGAAGCAAUGUACAUCCAAGACGAUGAGAUGGCUGAAAAUCUCAUGCGGAUUUGUAUAGAACAAGAGCUGGAUGACUCCAAAGCGUGCAUCGUAAAUACCAUGACUUACAGGUAUCUGCGUGAUGGAGAAUGGAGCGCAGCUUUGUCUUGGGCAUUGCGAGGAGGAAGGGGUGCCGCGUUGGAUACUGCUGUGAACAGGAUAGUCUGGCAUGCUGAAAAGGACGAAAUCGCCUCGUUGAGGCAUCUGCUUGUUUCGAUGAUUACUUCACCGAAUGUGCCGCAAAAAUUCCACAAGGUUCUCUUUGGAUAUCUCAUGUUAAUACUCGCCGACACUCCACAGGGUUAG
This is a messenger RNA of Cooperia oncophora, 915 nucleotides long. The record is from the annotation of a GenBank genome assembly. Lineage: Eukaryota; Metazoa; Nematoda; Chromadorea; Rhabditida; Trichostrongylidae.